AUGCCUCCGGUAGCUCGACCAGAAAACAUUGAUCAAUUUGAGGUCCUCUCCAAUCCCAACCCAACCCUCACCCGAGCACACGCAGAAAACAUCAGACCGCCAGAGAUACCUAGCCAUUCAAAGAUGGCGCACGAAAACGAAAACGGAACAUUCAACUCGACUUCUCGCCAUGUCCCGUCUACUUCCUCGUCCAGGCCCACCCGCACUGGGAUAUGUCAUUCCCAGCAGAUGCUUAAACAUUGGAAGCCUGACGCCCAAUGGGAUACGAUUAAGGACCAGGAUGACGAAAAUGAAGAACCCGAACGGCCUUCUAGAAUAUCUAGAAUUAUGACUCAAGUUUCAAAGGCGAAAUUGACCACUCAGUUGGAGCACAUCAAAAUCCGGAAGGCUACCAAGGAGGAGAUCAUGUUGGUUCACAGUGAGGGACAUUGGAAACGGAUUGAGGAAACUGCAACAAUGUCAAUACAAGACCUAAAAAAUCGCUCUGCGUAUUUUUCGCGACUGUCACUCUACGUGAAUGCAGACACGUUUGACUGUGCCCGACUAUCAUGUGGAGGAGUGAUCGAGAUGUGUCGCGCGGUGAUGGACGGGAAGAUUAAGAAUGGCUUUGCCGUCGUCCGGCCCCCUGGUCACCAUUCUGAACCUGAGGAUCCCUCUGGUUUCUGCGUCUUCAAUAACGCGGCCAUCUCGGCUAAAUGGCUCAGAACGGUCUAUCCGGAAAGGGUGAAAAAGGUUCUGCUAGUGGACUGGGAUGUGCAUCACGGUAACGGAAUCCAGCGGUCUUUCUAUCACGAUUCGAGUGUUUUGUAUAUCUCUGUUCAUCGCUUCCUUCAAGAUAAUCGGACAGAAUACUUUUACCCAGGUAAUGAUUGGGGGGCGAGUAAUCGAGUGGGAGAGGGGGAAGGCCAAGGCUUUAAUGUCAACAUUCCCUGGCCAGAGGGCGGAAUGUGCGACGCCGAUUACAUCUACGCUUUCCAACGUCUCGUCAUGCCCAUAGCCAUGGAAUUUGACCCGGACUUUGUCAUCGUCUCCGCUGGAUUUGAUGCCGCCAAAAACGACCCAUUGGGGGAAUGUAAUGUCACGCCCGAGGGGUUUGCUCACAUGACUCAUAUGUUAACGUCACUAGCAAACGGAAAUACCGUACUGGCACUUGAGGGUGGUUAUCACCUGGAAUCUCUGGCAUUGUCAGCUACUGAGUGUAUCAAAGUCUUGAUGGGUGAAGCGCCACCAAAGCUGGGCUGUGCAAUGGUUGCUAGCGAUGUGGCAACAGAGACCGUAGAUGAAUGCUUGAAAAUUCAAUCAGCCUUUUGGAAAUCACUCCCCCGACAGGGGCUAUCCGCUAAGUAUGAACUUGAGAUGGAUGGUCUCAGUAUUCCUCUCGGAGAUGUCCUUAAAAUGCAUCGGUCGUACGAUCUAUAUGAAGCCCAUGGGCUGUGCGCCAUUCCAGCUCACGACCAACAAAUUUCUGGCCUCUCCAAAUCUUACCAGAAUCAAAUCAUGGUCACGGACAAUGUUUAUGAUUGUAAAACAUUAGUCUUGUUCAUGCACGAUCUGGGUAGUCUCCGCAAUGAAAUCUUCACGGAAUCAGCGAAUGUUAAAGACGAAAACGACGCACUUAUCGCAUACAACAAGGUUUUGAUGGACUGGAUCCGAAAAAAUGACUAUGGACUGGUCGACGUCCAAGUCUUGCCUUCGUAUCUCUCGGAUCUGGCACUCGACGGUGUGGCGAAGAAAGCCGAGCAAGCGAGGACGCUCAAACGGAUGGUUAAUUGGAUCUGGAAUCAGUUCAUCUCCUUAUCCGACUGUCAAAACCUUGUGCUCAUCUGUUUGGGAGAAGGCUGUGCCGCGCUUCCUGUGUUCUUUGAAAUAAAAGACAUUUCUAGCAAGUUAAAGGCCUCGGUACACAUUCCUAGUUUCAGACAGCCUCCUCUUAAGCUUCCUAGCGACUGUAAUUGGCAUCGUGUGAUAUCUGCUGGAUUCUUGUCUUCAACUGAGGAAGAUCGAGCGCAAAUCCGACUGUGGAUGGACAAAUAUCCUUAUGGGAAGGUGAACAUAUGCGACCAGUCCAGGCCGAGCCAGAUCCUGCGAUCCGAUUGGGAGAAGAUCGCCGAGUUCAUUGGCGCCAAAUUAGCCCAGCCUGCGAGCAGCAAUCUUCCCUCGAACAGGCCGCAAACCAAUGGUAAUAAUUCUCCUAGUAACCCCGUUCGUGGGACGCUUCCGCACGCCAGCGAUGGCAGUGGUACUAGUAAUGGUCGCCCCAUCCCCAAGGCCACUCCUAAUGGGAUUCCUGCUGAGAACUCCGCCUUCCCAAUGGAUAUUGAUUAG
Molecule: messenger RNA, 2325 nt
Organism: Puccinia triticina
Lineage: Eukaryota; Fungi; Basidiomycota; Pucciniomycetes; Pucciniales; Pucciniaceae
Exons: 18
Coding region: 1-2325 (774 amino acids)
Biological process (GO): chromatin organization
Cellular component (GO): histone deacetylase complex
Molecular function (GO): histone deacetylase activity
Source: RefSeq, a predicted model, not a curated record